Molecule: messenger RNA, 762 nt
Organism: Pelodiscus sinensis (Chinese soft-shelled turtle)
Lineage: Eukaryota; Metazoa; Chordata; Testudines; Trionychidae
Source: RefSeq, a predicted model, not a curated record
GAUCAGUGCCCUCGUGCGGCCGGGGGCUCUGCGGCAGACACCGACGAAAGCACCCGUCCUGUGCCGGAUCCGCCAGGGCACGGAGCAGUAGAUCCAUUUUCUUUCAAGCUAGCAGUGACUCAGACAGGGGCACCGCUGCCUGCUCGUUUGGCCAGCCCCUGCCUCCAGCUCAGCCUGCUGCCCGGAUGUGGUCCCCGGGCUGGCCGCAGGGCCAGCUGGGCAGAGCGAGCGGCUGAGCGCCCGGCGGGGCUGGGCGCUGCUGUUCCUGGCCCCCCGCGAGAGGCGCCGACCUUCUGAUGGAUCGGGGGCCCCGUUGGCUGCUCUUGCUGUGGACUCCAGUGGUGGCCGUGGCGCUGCUGGCCCAGGAGGGGCGCGGCCAGCGUGUCUACACCAACAGCUGGGCUGUGCUGGUCCCGGCGGGGCCGCAGCAGGCCCACAGGCUGGCCCGGAAGCAUGGAUUCCUCAACCUUGGGCCGGUGCACUGGCUGGAGCAGCAGGUUGCGAAGCGCAGGACGAAGAGAGACGCCUUCGCGGAGCCCGCGGACCCCAAGUUCCCUCAGCAGUGGUACCUGUACAACGUGAACCAGAGAGACCUGAAUGUGCGGGGGGCCUGGGAGCAGGGCUACACCGGCAGGGGCGGGGCCGGCUCCAUCUUGGACGAUGGCAUUGAGAAGAACCACCCGGACCUGGAGAACAACUACGUGAGUAGGCCCCCGGCGCCCUGAGCCCCUCGCAGGCCACCAGAGGGACGACCUCUGCCCC